AUGAAUCCUAGAUUUAAGACAGGCUUCCUUAUUUACUUUAGCACCAAACGAGCCCUGUGGAGAUAUUUUCAUCCACAUGUACUGGUAGUUGUGUAUCCCCAUAAAGUAUUUUAUGACGCGUUAACCGAGUCCCUCAGAAGGAUUUCUCUUUCUCAAACCUCUUUACGGUUAAAUUCUUCUGAGAGAAAGCCACCCAUUUCCAGUGAACAAGCGCCGGUGGAUAUGAAUAAGAAUGUUGAGACCUCCCUCCAGGGAGUACUGAGACGUUCGGGCCCCAUUCCAUUAUCCAGAAUCAGCUGGUACCUCGAUGAUGAUUCCAUGGAGUUUCUUUCUACUUACGCAGGCGGCCCAAUGGCUUUUUGCAGCCGAUAUCCUAAACUUUUUCAUGUUGUAAUCCUUCCUAAUCGCAUUAAUGUUUUACUCGGCUAUGAGGAAUUUUAUUAUAUACCUUUCGUAGACCGGAAGAUGUGCAUGUGGGUAGCGGCAGUUCUGGUGACGGCUUUUUAUAUGCCGAAAGCCAUUCCCCUACCCGUCACACCAACUACUGUACAACUGUAUCAGUACAUGCAAGGCAACAAGGAUGAAGUUCUUUUACAUGGCAUAACUAAAAUUUCUCAACAAGAGUUAAGAUUGAAACUGCGGUAUUAUAAUCAACUUUUUGUCUACAACGCCGAUCGCCUCUGCUUGGCUCGCCAUCGCUUCAUUCUCAUGGGGAAUACCUCUGAAGCCGUUGCCCAAGCUAUGGGUAUCUCUAAAAAAUUGGCACCACCCACUAUUUCUUCCUCUACUACUGUGUUCACCCAUGCCUUUACCCCAUCUAUUUCAGGCGCACACUAUGGUUCGGACAGGAAGAGUCUUAUCGAUUUCAUCAAGGCGCACGUCCCUACUACUUUUUUCGUCCCUUUGACGUAUCUUUUGCAAUGCCCGGAUGCAGAGCGGACUUUUGGAGUGGACUGCACCUUUGAGGCAGUGCGGGCGUCUAUUACUGAUGGAGAUGUGAACGAAUUUUUUUGUAUCCAAGUGCUUGCCCCAACAUUGAAGGGUACUUAUGUGCGCCGAUUGAAGCCUGAUGAUGCAGACUGCUUUUAUAGUGAAGAGGAUCCCUCUGAUGAAAAGAGGGCUGUGCUCAGAGGCGCAGUAACGGGUGAAGUUAAGCCGCAAAAGCACCAACCACCUGAGAUAGCAGCUCAAGCGUACAACAUUUUUUCUAUAGGGAAUAAAAUAACCCAGGAGCUUAUUCAGUUCCAAACUCAAAGUGAACUCAACCACAUACGCCUAGUAAAGGGUGUAAGUAUGGUAGAACUACAGUCUGAGAUUCUCUCCAAGGAUCUUGUCAAGGAGAUUGAAGGCUUUUUGGGGGCCGACAACCUACCGAACUUAGGCAUUUUCUAUCUUUUGAUAUUUGAUAGGCUACGUCACCUUUUUGAUGUUGACACGCAACAGGGCUGUGUUCGUCCAUGGGCGCUGCUACGGUCAGAGGAGCAGCCUAGCAGUCUUACAACCACAACUACACCUUUGCCCUUGGUCCUGCACAGUCUGCAGCAGCAGCUAUCGCGCGGACCUCUGGCUACAAGUGCCCUAUACAAAAACCUCUCGAUAUUCUGCCGGCGACAGCUCCUAACUUUAUACCACCAAGAUUCGUGGAUGCAGAUCUCAAGGACGGCGCUAGACACACCCGAUGCAAUUUCUCGUGGAUGCAACUCGCUCCGAACUUUUGUGAAUAAACAUUCGUUGUAUUUUGUUCAACGGGGGGAUGAUUUGCUGUGCAGCUCGGCGUACCUAGCAACUGAAGUGACCAAAUCAGUAUCCUUUAGGUCAAUUGAUUCUGACUAUCCUGUUCAGCAGCGCAGGAAAAAAAUCACAGAUUUCGAGAUGGCGGAAAUGAUCUACAACAUUCUUCCUCAGUGUGAACCAGUCUUGUGGAGAAACUUCUGCACAUCUCGAAAGGUAAAAAUGACUCUACCUUUUGACGCCCUCAAGUUGCGUAAGGACUUCUUUAACCGCUUUAAAUCUUACUUUAUUACUUGCGACGCCUUUUUCACAAAUCGUUUGAUUGUGGGACGCGCAGAUUGUGAUGUUCCUCCAUUAGACGUCCUACAGCCGCCACUAAAGACUAUUGAAUCGAUUAUCAAAUUCAUUGCCCUCCAUGCCAUUGGUGGUGUAACGGAAAUCGAAAUCAUGAGCGCUUUAUCUAAGGAAGGCCGCGUUUUCAUGAAGAUGUUUGGGUCUUGUGCAGACCUGGUGAAGAAGCUUCCAGAAUGGUUCGAAGUUCGCCGAGGCAUUUUUCACCAAAGCAACUCUAUUAUCACUUAUAUCGGCUCAGAAAACAACUCUCUUGAGGAAGAAGACAGCUAUUUCGCCGAAUUUUUGCCGUUACGGAAGAAAUUGAAUAAUGCUUCCUUGGCAACAGCGCCGUCCGAUACCACAGGACUUACCAACCCAUAG
Molecule: messenger RNA, 2445 nt
Organism: Phytomonas sp. Hart1
Lineage: Eukaryota; Euglenozoa; Kinetoplastea; Trypanosomatida; Trypanosomatidae
Source: the annotation of a GenBank genome assembly